Molecule: messenger RNA, 1971 nt
Organism: Engraulis encrasicolus (European anchovy)
Lineage: Eukaryota; Metazoa; Chordata; Actinopteri; Clupeiformes; Engraulidae
Gene: bola1
Product: bolA family member 1
Exons: 2
Coding region: 315-773 (152 amino acids)
Cellular component (GO): mitochondrion
Source: RefSeq, a predicted model, not a curated record
UGAAACAAAAUUCCACCUAAACUUGUAUUUUCUUUGCGACUCUAGCAAAGUACACGUGUGACCACAGCCUAAUAGGCCUACAUGUGCUUUUCAAUAAAAGCGAAGAAAGUUAUAUUCGCUCUCCAUCCCAUAACUCUAGUAGGCCCACCACCAGUGCCUUCACCAACAUCACACGGAGUUGGUAGUUUAGAACUAGUUGUUUAUUUAGCUAACCUGUCAAACGUGCCUGGGCAUUUGUUUUUGGCGUUGCUCAUCGUCCUAGCCUCUUUGCCGUUGACCUCCUCCAUCUCACGUCUGUCUCCUCCUGCUCUUGGAUGCUGUCCAGCGCCGUCCGCACCGUUCGUCCCAUCCUCGGCCCCCUCACCUCCUCCUCCUCCCGGACACUAGCACACCACCGCCACCUCCCGCAGAUGGACCAGGCCCGGCCCGUGGAGACCUCCAUCCGGACCAAGCUGACGGAGGCCCUGGGCCCGACCCACCUGGAGGUGCUGAACGAGAGCCACAUGCAUGCAGUGCCGCCGGGCUCCGAGUCGCACUUCCGUGUGCUGGUGGUGAGCGAGCGCUUCGAGGGCCUGUCGCUGCUGCAGCGCCACCGCCUGGUCAACGAGGCGGUGCGCGACGAGCUGAGCAGCCGGGUGCACGCGCUGGCCAUCCAGGCCAAGACGCCGCAGCAGUGGGACAGCAACCCCAGCCUGGCCAAGAGCCCCGGAUGCAUGGGAGGCUCCAAGCACGACCAGACCGUGGCCGACAAGCUGAAGGCCGGCAGAGACUGACCUUCUACUUACUGUGUCAUCACAUACUACAGAGGUGUUGAUUAAUAUAUAAGUGAAAAAUAUCCUUUCCACCAAUGUCAUCCAACUCACUUUGAAUCAGCUGAUUGAUAUGAGAUUAGUUGGUCAGAUAAUCAGUGAAGCCAGCUGUGUGAGAAUGAAAACAUGGCAAGAUAGCAAUCCAUGAUCGAUGUCCUGAAAGCUUUUCAGUUGACGUGUUCAUUCUUCUGGAACUUGGUUGUGUUAUGACCACUUUUGGUUAAGCAUCACAAGACUGGUUGUGAAAGCUUUGAUCUAGGCUUGUAAACAGUGUGACAGUAGACCUAGAUAUUUUUGCUGUUGCAACUCAAUUUUAAUAAAUCCAUCAAUAUUGUUUGAAGGUUUUUAAGAUCCAUCUCUCUAGCAAAGCCGUUGCAGCAUUGUUACUAUUGAGGAUGUCAUGGUCUCUGCGGUACAUGAGGGCUGGUGUCUUUCAGCAGGUCAGCAUAACCAGAAUCAGUUAGUCUCACUGUUAUAUUGACAGUAGGUUCUAAGUCUUCAAGUCCCUGUGAUUUCUGCAGUGGAUGAACGUAUGGACCAGCUGCCGAAUGAUCUUUUUGGCCUCCAUCUCCUUGUACUGGCCUCCACACAGCUCCACAAACUCAAACAGAUCAGCACAGGGACUGGGACGCUCCAAGACCAGGGCGUAGGCUACAGCUUCCCACAGUCAUAUGUUUGGACUUGUGGACACAAAAACCUGGCCCAACCUUGAAUAAUGUGACUUUGUUUUUCUGUCAACUCACCAGUAAAGGUGGUGUAGAAGUCUCUCAGCAGGUUAGCACAGCCAAAAUCAAUCAUUUUUACUGUCCAUCAAUAUUAAUCAGGACAUUCCCAGUCUUAACGUCCUUGUGUAAGACCCUGUGGUCCCUGUGAAAUCAAACGCUCCAAGACCAAGACCUACAGCUUCCCACAGCCAUGCCAGUCGAGCAGUUGGACGAUGUCUGGGCACUACUCAGGUUGAGACACACACACCACCACCAUCACACACAGUUAGUAGACCUGCCUGAAUAAGUUGUGCUCUCUCAAGACACCUUCUGACUUUCAUUGGGAAUACUCUAAUAAUUGAAUGAUUUUAGUGUAAGACUGUACAUAACAGCAACAUUAUCUGAGUAAUGAAUUUAAAGUGUUCUGCUCUUCAAAAUAAACGACUAAGCUGCCUGUU